AUGGAGUCAAUCCAUAAGACAUAUGCACAUUCUAUUCAACCGGUGCCUAGUCAGGAAUUUUGGACACGGAGUGAGUAUUCAAGACCAGAUCCUCCCAUCAUAAAGAGACCAAUAGGCAGACCAAAGGUACACAACAAACAAAAGGGUCUGGCUGAACCAAUGAUGCAGCAUGGUGCCAAGCUGAAGAGAUCCUUUAAGGUAACUUGCAGUAAAUGUGGCUCAGAGGGACAUAAUUACAAGACAUGCAAGGGUGCUCCAUCUAACCCCAACUGGAAAGUUAAGACCAAGAAGUCCAAGAAAGGUGGAAAAAGUCAGUCACUAGUUGUCUUUCCACUAUCACAGAAUGCACCAAAAGAUGAUGAUGCCCCUAACACCCAAAGUGCUGCAUCUAGCCAGGCUGCAUCUAGCCAGGCUCCACAUGUUUCAAGUGCUGUGGUAGCAACACCAAGUCCUGUAACACCAGCUCCCGUGUCAGACCAACUCCAGCCAGGUUGUGUAACUAGAGGUACACCAUUUAGGCCUCCACUUCAAGUUCCAUCCACAGCUCACCAAACAGUUCAACCAAAAACUUCAAAGAUCAGGCCCAAACAGAAGAUAUUCAGGCUACCUGCCCCCACUUUGUCCCAAUUCACUCCCACCUCCAAGUCAGCCUGCACCUCCACAACCUCAACCACAAGGUGCUACACAUGGCCCACAACCAUCUCAAGUCAGGCCAGGACCGAGUACAGCAGCUUCCAAGGAGACAUUGGUAGCAGCAAGCACAGCAACAACAAGACUGUUCAAAUUCAUUCCUAA
Arachis ipaensis is the source of this 795-nucleotide messenger RNA. NCBI's taxonomy places the organism in Eukaryota, Viridiplantae, Streptophyta, Magnoliopsida, Fabales, Fabaceae. The record is from RefSeq and is a predicted model, not a curated record.